Molecule: messenger RNA, 1396 nt
Organism: Epinephelus fuscoguttatus (brown-marbled grouper)
Lineage: Eukaryota; Metazoa; Chordata; Actinopteri; Perciformes; Serranidae
Product: multicilin
Exons: 7
Coding region: 8-1087 (359 amino acids)
Biological process (GO): negative regulation of cell cycle; negative regulation of DNA replication
Cellular component (GO): nucleus
Source: RefSeq, a predicted model, not a curated record
UGUGCUGAUGAAGAUGCAAAGAGACAGGAAGGUGUUUGGCACUGUCUGCCCCAACCACAUGGGCCAACAGGGUAGCAGAGCUGCAGGAAACAAAAAGGGUAAGCUGGUGCCAAGAAGCAGCAGUCCAGUCAGUGUGUACGCUGAGCUCCCCUGCAUCAUCGAACAAGCUUUUUCAACGAUUGCAUGGGAUGAUUUGGAAGACUGUGCGUCUGUGGUGAGAAGGGAGAGCGACUCCCUCGGCUCCCAGGUGAAUGAAUCUGAUGUAGAUGACCAAGACUUUGGAGAUUAUGCGCUGGAUUUCAUGGCAGAUUCUCCUGCCACACUGGAGAGCAGUCUGUCUCCAGCUGAACUGGUACCAUUUCAGGGAUGUGUCAUACCCCCUCUCACCCCUCAGCAGUACUUCUCUUCAGAGGACAGUCUGGUUCACUCUUCCACAGAAGCAGGUAACCCAUCUGCCCAAGAGGGAGCUCCAUGGAAGGGCAUCGCCCAGUGCCAAGGCAGGGUGCUGAGAGACUCCAUGAAAGUCAAUAACCAGCUGCAUGAGACUCUACACCGGAAACAGGAAGAGAUCGACUCCCUUCAGGACAGAAACCUUCACCUCAGGCAGCUGGCCAGCCGUGCAAAGCACCUGGCCUCAGUCCUUGAAAAACUGAUGACAGUCCGAGACCCAAAUGUGAGAGAACCAGUGAUGCCUUGUGGCGAUAAAACCUCACUGAGUCCUUGUAAGAGGCAGCGGCUGGAUGAAAGUUAUGAAACAGAGUCUUCUGACUCAGUGGAGGACAUGCUGAGGGACGUCAGCACACGCUGCAAUGCUGUCCUGCACAGCGCUGCAACUGGAACAAGACUACAGCAGGAAUCAGAGACUAUACGCAUGUACGGUGCAUUCGCAGGCCUACAGACUUGUAUAUCCAAAGAUAGCAGUGUGACAGCAGAUGGAGCAGAGCCUGAGGAGAGUGUCUCAUCCUUCAGGACUUCUAUCAGAGAACACUGCACCAUAAGGACUCAGGUGUUUCCUCAUGGACGUGCCUUCACCACGAGGACUCAGCAGGGAGGAUACCGGUUCCGCUGGGUUCCCGACCACAGCUGAAACCACUGUUACCACAUGUAAAAUUGGAGCCAUUAGUGCUAAUUACUGAUAUGAAGGAAGUGUGGGUGGGCACUGACUGUUAAUGCCUAACUUAUAAUCUAUAUUGAGAGCUGUAAAUGAUUACAUGAUGUCUUCCUCAGGUAGCUUGUAAGCUAAUCAGUCAGAGGUGGUGUCUGACAAAGGAAAUGAUACUGCCACAGCUUUUGUGUUCAUUGUGUUUCUGUUUACAUGCCUGAAAAUGUAAUGAUAUAUUGCCAAACAAUGAAGUAAUGCCAUGUUUAUUUUCACACCUCACAGUAGGUUUUGUGU